UGUAACUGUUGUCGAAUUCAAGCUGUCAAAAUCCUCACGCUUCUCGGAAAGUAAUUUUCUAAUUUUGUUAGAACUACAAUUAAAUUGGAUAAAAUGUUACAAUUUCGAGCAAUUUGUGGAAUCACGCGUUGCUCUUAUCGUAAGAUUUGCACUGCAAUCAGCCUAAAAAAUGCUGAGGCUACUGUCGUAACCAGUGACAAACUUACAAUUCCUGUCCCGGAUGGUGUUGAUAAGCCGGUCAACCCGAAAUUGGUAUCCAUUGUAGAUAGCAUUGCUACACUGAACUUAUUGGAAGUUUCAGAGCUUAGUGGUCUACUCAAGAAACGUUUGAAUCUUCCGGAUGCUGCACUAAUGCCAGCAGGAUUUGCUGGUGGGUUUAGUCCAGUAGCUGCUCCUGUUGAUGAAGAGGAAGCCGCUCCAAAGGUAGUCAAAACAUCGUUUAAGGUGAAACUCGUCAAAUUUGAUGAUAAGCAAAAGGUAGCUUUAAUAAAAGAAGUCAAAAAUCUUCUGGAUGGAAUGAACUUAGUCCAAGCGAAAAAAUUCGUGGAAAGUGCUCCGACGAUGGUCAAGGAAGACAUUUCGAAGGAUGAAGCAGAGAAACUAAAAGAAGCCUUUACCAAGGUGGGCGCUGUUAUAGAGAUAGAGUAAGAAAGUGUUUCCCGUAAUUCGUAGUGUACUAAAAUAAACGUUUAAAUAUUA
This is a messenger RNA of Malaya genurostris, 699 nucleotides long. RefSeq names its product large ribosomal subunit protein bL12m (gene mRpL12). Gene Ontology annotation, cellular component: ribosome; mitochondrial large ribosomal subunit. The record is from RefSeq and is a predicted model, not a curated record. Gene Ontology annotation, biological process: translation; mitochondrial transcription. NCBI's taxonomy places the organism in Eukaryota, Metazoa, Arthropoda, Insecta, Diptera, Culicidae. Bases 94 to 648 code for a protein of 184 amino acids. The transcript has a single exon. Gene Ontology annotation, molecular function: structural constituent of ribosome.